Messenger RNA from Exaiptasia diaphana, 2003 nucleotides. RefSeq names its product SUZ domain-containing protein 1. Lineage: Eukaryota; Metazoa; Cnidaria; Anthozoa; Actiniaria; Aiptasiidae. The record is from RefSeq and is a predicted model, not a curated record.
CUCAGGAUAUUAAAGAGACCAGAUUCUGGGAAUUUCAACUCAGGCCAAUCAGCACAAGAAAAAAAUGAAGGUCCUAUCAGAAAGUCUCUUGCAGAAAGACAAGCAGAAUAUGCAGAAGCAAGAGCUAGAAUUAUGGGAUCUACUUGUGAAGGAGGGGAAGUGUUAUCAAGUGGCCCCGAUGGAACCAAAGGAUUCAACAUCAGAAGAUGAUCAGCGCCAGAUCAAAACCACUACACUGCAACCAGACUACCAGGCUACCAGGGGAUUUGUUGUCUUUGUCCAUGCAAAGGCCAGGUCAGCCUGGUAUUAUCUGUUAUGAUUUGGUCUGUUUGAUCAUCCUGUGUCAGGAUUGGUCAGUCAAGAAUACCAGUAGCAUUGCAUGUAGCCGUGAGUGCAACUGCGUCCCUUAUUAUUUCCCAAGGAAGAGAAAUAUGGAAAGAAAAAUUUCGUUCAUUAUACAAGCAGGCAUGCCGAGACAUACAGGACUCAGGUGACGAAUAGAMRAUGUAUASUUGUAUUCUGCGCACUUUUUCAUGUCUGUUAAAACAGUCCUCYUAAGGCGUUGUAAAGUUGUUUUUCCUGGUAAAAAUUGAGGUUGUGCCGUUUCUACAAAGAAAAUAUAGCAACGGAUUUUAAGGAGAUUUUUUAGAGGACUACUUAGAGGACUACUACUUAUUAUGCUUUGUUAUACAAAAUGGCGCUAUUACGGCACAUUGCCUAUUUGCCUAUAUGCAUGUGAGUCUGUCGUACGACUUUCAUAUAUGGAUGUCCAUAUGCAUGGCUCUGAUGUACCUAUAGAACGCUCUCAUGUCCCUAUAGAAAGUCCAUUGAUUAAAUAUUCAAUCUUAUGUACAACGCGGUGUUAUUCACGAAUGCCGUUGCAUAAAUAUCAGAAAAAAGUUAGGUUCACUCAACCGAAUUGAUCUCUUGUCUUAGAGCGGUUUUCGUGUGAGUGGGACACUGUUACCACACGGUUACCGCACAGUUACCGUACCUGGCCUGCACAAUUUUGGUGAACCAAUGGGGCACUAGAAUUUGGUUACAGUACGAUUACGGUCACAGUACAGUACCGUCCGUUUCCCACUCAUACGAAAUCCGCUCUAAUUGUUAAGUUUAGGGAAAUUAUAGGGUUAGGCAAUGCAUACAUUUAGCAUGGUUCAAGGUUUAAGAGGUUAAUACUUUUCCAUAUUUAAAAAUCUUUUCUUUUUAAGUGUUCUUCACAUAAUAGGGACAUGAGAGCCUUCUAUAUGUACAUGCACAACCCCGAGGGCAUAACCAUAUAUGGAAGUCGUACGACAGAUCCUUCUCAUGCAUGAUGUAACUCUAAAAUAUGAGCACAGGAGCCCAAUGAGACAUUGUCUAUCAUAACCAAAAAAGCUAGUGUUAUGUUCACAAGUUCAAAGUUCCAAAGACUAUUCUUGUACCAAAUCACCAACCUUAGAUAGAAGACUUCACAUACUUAAGAGUGCAAUUUGUGACUUUUUCAUUUGUCCAACCCGUUCGUCUUUUUUCGCAAUUACAAAAUGUACAAUGUUAAAAAAACGUCAAGGAACACCGUGCACAGAUCGUUCAUUUUAUCCUCAYUUGCUCAUUGUACCUAGACAACUCCUAGUCAACUGAUCCUAUAUGUAGCAUGGUUGUAGCUGGAUGGGAUACUCACAGACCAGGUAAUCCAAAUGGACUCAAGUUAAUUUGAAACCUCUUAGAAUUAUUUAUCAAAAAUAUCUGAAAUUAAAUCCAUCAAACCGAUAGUUUCUUAAACCUUACCCUAGGACUAGAGCUACGAAUCUAAGUGAUACCUGGUUUCAAAGGAUACUAUCUAGCCACUAACCUAUCUGUAUGGGUAGCCACUUCAAAACACAGCCGAGUCGAUCCAAACGUGCACGCAUGCUAGGAAAUGUCUGAACCUAGGCGAAUGAUUGUUUGCCGAAGUAACGUUGGCAUAUAUCAGGCCGCUUGCAUUUCAAAAUUAAAUCUUCGCAGCAAACAUUGUUACAUCACGA